This is a messenger RNA of Aspergillus sclerotioniger CBS 115572, 646 nucleotides long. RefSeq lists its product as uncharacterized. NCBI's taxonomy places the organism in Eukaryota, Fungi, Ascomycota, Eurotiomycetes, Eurotiales, Aspergillaceae. Bases 93 to 470 code for a protein of 125 amino acids. The transcript has 2 exons. The record is from RefSeq and is a predicted model, not a curated record.
AGUGAUCUAAGAAGCCAAAAAUCACUCAACGCUGAUCGGGGGCGCCCGCCCGUGGCCGUGACGAUACGGUAUUACGCAGGAAUCGGCCUACAAUGGACCGGUCUAGGGCCUGCGGGUGGGGGGAUGAUGUCAUCUGGGAUGACCGUACCGUACGGGUGAUUGGCAGAGGGGCCGGGGAACUGCCAGCCGGGUUGGAGUCCGGUACGGUAAGUUGGAGGGCGUAUGAUAUGAUGGUGACACGGCCUUAUCUUGGACCCCCUCCACGACCCCCCAGCCAACUUACCUACCCAGGCCUAGCACCGUCAGGAGGCCCAAAUCACUUGAUAGCGACCGCCGUCCAUCUUACAAAUAGGAAUGUGCCUGGCGUCCACCGGGUUAUCAGAAGCCAGCUUGUUCCUGGCGCUUGUCUUCGCGCUUGUACGGUGUACCCGAUCUCCCAUCGUGACGGCCCAGCUGCCAGCUGCCUUUGAGAAUGACUUCCGUUGUCCGCAGCGCGCCCUUGCGGUUUCAGCACUAUUGGCUGCCUUUGGUCUGGCAUGAUGACUACCCUAGAUGGUCUCCGACCAUAGAAUCGCCCUUAUUCUCCAUAGCAAGGUCAAGGUGCCCUGGUCAGUGGCAACGCGGAGGUUGACGCGUUGUUGCUUGA